AUGAAUGCCUGGCUUGCCGACGCCUCGAAUAUUCCUGGCCAGGAUAAUGGCGCCUUUCAUCCAUCCACUAUAGACCCCUCUACUGCUUUCCUUCAUGGCUCCCCGAACUCCCAGGAUCCAUCCCAAUUCCAGCGCAUGUUCAAUAAUGGCGUGCCGCGGAACGCUUCCCCAGGAUUCCACAAUCCAAACCAAGUGAUUCCAUCCAAACGAGCUCGGCCAGAAGACGGCAUGCCCAUGUCGCCAAGGCCAGCGCCGGGGGCGUGA
Molecule: messenger RNA, 264 nt
Organism: Penicillium coprophilum
Lineage: Eukaryota; Fungi; Ascomycota; Eurotiomycetes; Eurotiales; Aspergillaceae
Exons: 1
Coding region: 1-264 (87 amino acids)
Source: RefSeq, a predicted model, not a curated record